AUGAUCCUCUCAGUCACUCUUCUAGCUGCCCUGCUUUUGGAACGCGCUCUGGGCGCCGCUGAUGGAGCUGGGAGCUCGAGAUGUCGAUGCGUCCCAUCUCUUCCAUGCUGGCCUUCGAACGAAUUAUGGAAUGAUCUCAAUACGACCAUCUCAGGGCAACUUGUCCUCAACCACCCCGUCGCUGUGUCGUGCUAUCCAGGUCCUGCCGCUGACUCCACCGAAUGUGCCUCCAUAACCGCAAACUACACCAACAACGAUUUUCUGCAGCAAUUUCCCAUCGGCUAUAGCGCUUCGAACGAGGAUGCCUGCCCAGUCGUCAAUGUCAGCACGAGCCAUUGCGACAUUGGAAGUGCCCCAUUUUACACGGUCAACGCCACUGAUGGGUCCCACGUCUCCGCCGGCAUUGAUUUCGCGAGAAAAUACAAUCUCCGUCUUGUAGUCCGGAACACGGGCCAUGACCUCCUCGAUCGAAGUGUCGGGUUUGGCAGUCUUCAGAUCUGGAUCCGGUAUCUGCGAACCGGCAUUACGUUCCAUGAUAGCUUCCGUCAGAAGGGUAGUGAAUGGACCGGGGCGGCCGUGACAAUCGGAGGAGGCUAUGUUUGGCGGGAGGUGUAUGCUGAAGCGGAGAAGAGAGGAGUGGUGGUCGUAGGAGGCGGCACGCCGUCGGUCGGAUGUCUGGGCGGCUGGAUGCAGGGUGGUGGGCAUGGACCGCCCGUACAUGAUUUUGGACUGGGAGCUGACCAAGUGCUUCAAGCCCGAGUUGUCCUCGCAAAUGGCUCCUUGGUCACAGCAUCUCCUCGUGAAAGCCCGGAUCUCUUCUUCGCGAUCCGUGGCGGCGGACCAGGAACAUACGGCAUCGUCGUCGAAACCACCAUCAAAGCCUGGCCGAUCGUCACCGCCGUCGCGCAGACGCUCUACUUUGCCCCGCGGAACUCGAGCGACCUCGAUACAUUCAUGACCGCUCUCACCGAUCUCUACCAGGCCUUCCCAUACGUCACCCAAGCCGGCUGGUCAGGCUACGGGCAAUGGUCGACAGCAGGCGUCCUCCCCUUUCCCAACACCACGAUCGGAUACAGUCACACCAUGGCGACAUUCAAUCGAUCAUUGUCCGCCAGCACGGCUGCAUUCGCACCCACGCUGGAGAAAUUGCAAGCCUAUAAUGGCACUUCGCUCACAGUUUCAGUCGCCUACACCGAGCUACCCUCCUACGCGGCUUACUACCGUGCCUUCUCCGGCAUCGAGCCACCUGCUGGCGGAGUUGGCUCGGAAUCAGGCCGGUUUCUGGACGAGAAAGCUCUAUGUCGCAACCGCACUGCUUUGCGAGAGACGUUGGACAUUUUAGCGGGCACACCGGAGCAGGCGACGAUUAAUGUGAAUGAAAUCUUCGGUGCUCCGUACGGUCGGAUUGCAGCGGAUGGAAGGGCGGAAAGUGUGUCAAGCGUGACCCCUGCGUGGCGAGAGAUGGUGAUCAAUCAUAUCGUGUCAAGGCAGUGGAAGCUGGAUACCGCCCCCGCGGAUGUGAAGAGUAUUCAGGAUGAUGUGUUAUUGGUCAAGGAAGGUGCUUUGAGGAAGUUGGCGCCGGAUACGGGCUCAUAUAUGAAUGAGGCCAAUAAGCUGGAUCCGGAUUACAAGAUCAACUUCUAUGGCACGCACUAUGCCCGGCUGGAGAGCAUCAAGAGGUUGCUUGAUCCGGAGGGUGUGUUCUAUUGCCCGACUUGUGUGGGCAGUGAUGGCUGGCUGCAACAGGACAACGGACAACUAUGCAGAGCGUAG
This is a messenger RNA of Zymoseptoria tritici IPO323, 1773 nucleotides long. RefSeq lists its product as uncharacterized. The coding region runs from base 1 to 1773 and encodes 590 amino acids. The record is from RefSeq and is a predicted model, not a curated record. The transcript is spliced from 4 exons. Lineage: Eukaryota; Fungi; Ascomycota; Dothideomycetes; Mycosphaerellales; Mycosphaerellaceae. Gene Ontology annotation, molecular function: oxidoreductase activity; FAD binding.